Messenger RNA from Saprolegnia parasitica CBS 223.65, 2892 nucleotides. RefSeq lists its product as hypothetical. Gene Ontology annotation, molecular function: 5'-flap endonuclease activity; single-stranded DNA helicase activity. Gene Ontology annotation, cellular component: cytoplasm. The record is from RefSeq and is a predicted model, not a curated record. Lineage: Eukaryota; Oomycota; Saprolegniomycetes; Saprolegniales; Saprolegniaceae. Gene Ontology annotation, biological process: replication fork reversal. The coding region runs from base 1 to 2892 and encodes 963 amino acids. The transcript is spliced from 9 exons.
AUGGCGGUGCUGCAGCAAACGCUGUCAAUGAACCAGCCGUCGAGCGCCAAGGCACUGGUUGGUACCAUGAAGCACGACCUCUUUGAGCGAGCGCUCCAGUCGGGCUACCACUCGAUCCCAUACCUCAUUGAGCAAAGCCAAAGCAUCAUCCAAGACAGUCUGCUCAAGUGCUUGGAAUCCGGCAUCACCGAGACCCAAGCGGCCGAAGAGAUCAAGUCGUCGUUCCAGAGCAUGCACGCAUGGCUGCAGAAGCUCCACACGACCGGCAUCGUUGUCGGCAACGCGAAUCUGCGUCUCGAGGCCGUCCUUGCGACGGAGGAGCCGCUGUGGUCGAUCAAAUAUGGGCUAAAGGGCGCCGUUGACGCGACGAUCCGCGUGCUUCAGAACGGCGGGCGCAAGGCCAUCGUGCCGCUCGAGCUCAAAACCGGCAAGAAGGCAUAUGCGCUCGCCGAGCACCAUGGCCAAGUCCUCUUGUACUCGCUCCUUCUCGAAGAGCGGUACCAAGAGUGCUCGGAAGGACUGCUCUUGUACCUUCUCGAGAACGAGUCACUUGUGGUUGCAAGGGACACGCCAAUCGCCCGCGCGCUCCUGCAAGCGCGGAACCAGCACGCUGCGCAUAUGGCCAAGUACCAAGGCGAGAGUGUCUACCCGCCGAUGCUGCGGCAGCCGCGCGACUGUGGGUUUUGCUUCUCGGCGGCCGAGUGCAUGCUCCACCAUGCGUCCGAAGAGAUGGGGACGGCCGCGACCAGUGGCGCCGUGGAUGUGUUUGCCAAGCACACGACCCACUUGCUACCCGACGAGCGCGCGUACUUUGCGACGUGGAAUCGGCUCGUGGACCUCGAGUUCCGGUCGAGUCAGACAGCAGUUCAGCAGCUGUGGCUCGACUCGAACGACGUCCGUGCAGCGAACGGCACGUGCUUGCUGCAUCUGAGCCUUGGUAGCGUGACGCCCAAAACGCUCACGCUUCGAUCGCCAGCGCCCUUGUCGUCCACCGAUCUCAAGUUUCACGUUGACGACCGCGUCAUUUUGAGCUGCGAGUCGGACGCCGCGUUGCUUUUGCAGGACGUAUCACAGAAAAAGACAAUGCAAUAUUGUCUAUUAGCGUUAUUCGACCAAGACAUUGAAAUCGCCUUGUUUGCACCCAUCUCACGCGCGGUGCUCCAAGGCGACUCGGUCGUUGGGCAACACCCGCGCUGGCGCAUCGACAAAGAUGCGCUGCCGUGGGGUCUCUCGCAAGCCAAGCGCAACCUCGCCCAGCUCUUUGUCGGUCCAUCGCCGCAUGGUAUCGUCGCCGGUGUCCACCCAACCCGCUUUCGUCGACCACCGAUCGAUCCCGAGACCGACCGGUGUGGCGACGCCGACCGGCGCAAGUUGAUUUGCUGCCUCGAGGCGCCCCGGUUUCUCGCACCGACGACGACGUUGGCGAUGCUCCAAGCGCAUGCAAUCGCGCACCCACACAGCCCGCGGUACGAAGCGCUCUACGCGGACUUUUUACGCAUGAACCCGGACCAGCAGCGCGCGAUUGAAAAGGUGCUGCAUGCAAAGGACUAUGCGCUGAUCCUGGGCAUGCCGGGCACGGGCAAGACGUCGGCGAUCACCAUGUGUGUUCGUCUCUUGCUGCAUCUGGGGUUUUCGGUCCUCGUGACCAGCUAUACGCACUCGGCGGUCGACACGCUCCUCCUGAAAUUGCUCGAGUUUCAAGUGCCCAUGCUCCGCGUCGGCUCGAAAGACCAAGUACACGCCCGGUUGCAGCCGCACUUGCUCUCGACGGUGUGCCAGCCGCUGCGAACGACCGCGGCCAUCGAAAAGGUCAUGGUGGCCGCGACGCUUGUCGGCUGCACGUGCCUCGGCACCAACCACGUGCUCUUUACAAAGCGGCGCUUUGACUAUUGCAUCGUCGACGAAGCGUCGCAGAUCACACAGCCCGUGCUCUUAGGUGCACUGCGGUGCGCCGACACGUUUUGUCUCGUGGGCGACCACUACCAGCUGCCACCGCUGGUGACAGCGCUCAAGGCGAAACUGGGCGGCCUCGACGUGAGUCUCUUCAAGCGCUUGGGCGAGGCACAUCCGAGUGCGAGCGUCCAGCUCGGGUACCAGUACCGCAUGCACCCGCACAUCAUGCUGCUCUGCAACGACCUCAUCUACAACCAUCAACUCAAGUGCGGCGCGCGUACAGACAUCGCACCAUGGGUGCUGUCGCCAAGGGCGCUGCCACCGUGGCUCACCCAUGUGCUCUCGCCAAGCGUCAGCGUUGUGUUUCUGGACACGGAUGCUUUGGGCCUGCACGAAUGCCGGCAGUCCAAAGGCAUCAUCAACCCUGUCGAAGCCAGCGCCGUGCUCCAGGUCGUACGUGCGCUGCAGCAAGCGGGUGCGACGGACAUUGGCGUGCUCUCGCCGUUCCGGUCCCAAGUGCAUUACCUCCAGACCCACCAUCGCGGCCCUGCCGUCGAGAUUUCAACCAUCGACAAGUACCAAGGUCGGGAUAAAGACGCUAUCAUCGUGUCGUUUGUCCGCUCCAAUGCGACACCGACGGUCGGCGAGCUCCUUCUGGAUUGGCGGCGCAUCAACGUGGCACUGACCCGUGCCAAGAAAAAGCUCGUGCUCGUUGGGUCGCCAUCGACGCUUGCGGGAAGCCCCGUGCUUCGGUCGCUGCUUGCGCUUGUGCAGAAGCAGAAGUGGGUGCUGCCGCUGCCCGCGUCUGCAACAAGUGUGCCUAUGAUCCCACCACCACCCAACAACGACGACGACGGCGGUGCACAGCGCGUGUACGUACAAGCCCCGGUCGACGCCAAUGCCAUCGAAGGCCUUGCCAUCAACGAGUUGCCGCGACGCGCACCACUGCGGCCGCACAUGCCCGUGUCCCGCAACAUUUUAGACGAGACCAUGGGCUAA